AUGACUUCGAUCAUUACAAAGCUCGUCACAAAGAAGAUCCUUGGGGAGACUGUCUCGAACAAAUUUGGAACUGAGGACCCUUACUUUGAGCAUGUCCCCGCGACUCGUCUGGAUGGAAAACCCAACGGCAAAGUAAAGAAGCGCAAGAAGGCUCUUCCUCCAGGCAUUACCGAUAACGAUGCCAAGGUCUUGACAAAGGUCAAGCGUCGCGCUUAUCGGCUAGACCUGUGUCUCUUCAGUUGCUUUGGCGUCCGUUUCGGUUGGGGCAGCGUUAUAGGGCUGGUUCCUGCAAUCGGCGAUGUUCUGGACAUGUUACUCGCACUUAUCGUCAUGAGAACCUGCAUGAAGGUCGAUGGUGGACUGCCCACCUCGGUCAAGGGCAAAAUGAUGUUUAACAUCUUGGUCGAUUUUGUCAUCGGACUUGUUCCUUUCGCUGGCGACCUGGUAGAUGCAGCAUAUAAGUGCAAUACUCGCAACGCGGCGCUCCUCGAGGCCCACCUACGAGAGGAGGGACGCAAGAACCUGAAGAAGAGCGGAUUACCGGUACCGGCCGUUGAUCCCAGCGACGCAGACGAAUUUGAUCGACUUCAGACGCAAGAUCCGCCCGAGUACAUCUCAAACCCACCAUCUCGAAAUGCAUCCAUGUCAGAGCGUCGUCAACGCAGCCGCAGCCGCAGCCGAGAUCGCCGUCGUGACGAUCGCCCCGUCGAGCCGGUACCGGCGCGAGUUCGUAAGAGCCGUGGAUUUUUUGGUCGUAGCAGAGCUCGGCCGGAUGAUAUCGAAACAGGGGAAGCUGAUCGUGGAUCUCGACGCCAAAGAUCGCCGCGCAGGGAGCGACGCUAA
This is a messenger RNA of Fusarium pseudograminearum CS3096, 843 nucleotides long. RefSeq lists its product as uncharacterized. The record is from RefSeq and is a predicted model, not a curated record. The coding region runs from base 1 to 843 and encodes 280 amino acids. NCBI's taxonomy places the organism in Eukaryota, Fungi, Ascomycota, Sordariomycetes, Hypocreales, Nectriaceae. The transcript is spliced from 3 exons.